GGGAAUGUUGGAGUGCAGCGGACUUCAUAGAAGGGAUUGGAAAGGAUUGCGGGCCUGCUGCUGACAGUGUGCUGUCCCUGAUUUAGCCGAGUGUGGACAGGUGCAGGGGGGAAGAGAGGCCGCUGUGUGAAAGGGGCUCUUUGUUCAGGAGGACUGCCCGCGCCAUGUAAGGCAGGGCCAGCAGCUCGGGGUUAUCAGCUGGGACAGCACGGGCUGCUCACGCAGCACGUUCCAUUAAACACCAGAACAGCUGAGGAGAGCCAGAGAGCCACGGAGAGGGGGACAGCAGCCUGCCUCUCCCACACUGAUGUUAGGGGAUUGUCCGAGGAGCCUGGAGCACAGGCUGGGAGUCACCCAGCAGUCAUGUUCAAACCCAUUGCAUGGGAAACCUUAUUCGAGACUUUCUUUACCAAGAGGAUCAAGAACCUUCUGGCCAAGGCCCUGUAUGACAACAAGGCAGAGUGUUCUGAUGAGCUGGCCUUCCGCAAGGGGGACAUCCUGACGGUGAUCGAGCAGAAUGUGGCGGGCAGCGAGGGCUGGUGGAGGUGCUCCCUCUACGGACGGCAGGGGCUAGCACCAGCCAACCGGCUGCACCUGCUCUCCUCCUCACAGCUGGACACCCUGUCCUCGCGGGCCCCCGAGGUGGGGUGCCUGAGCUUCUGCACCACGGAGAACCCCUCAUCCUUCCCUGCGCUGGAGUCCUCCUCCAGGAGCAACCAGCAAAACAUCUACCAGAUUCCGUCUGUGUCCCGGCCUGCAGGGCCCGCCUACGAGGACAUGAAACCCGUCUACAAGGUGCCUUCCCUGGCCCAGCCGGCCCUCAGACACCCCUCUCCCUCCCUCAGGGAGCCCUCCAGCAUGGCUCUUCAGUUCUCCAGGGGUUCGGCAGGGUCCCAGAAAGAGGUGUACGAUGUCCCCACGCUGCAGCUGCGAGCCUCCCUCACCACGGUCUCACCAUUCCAGCCCAACAUCAAGAAGAACUCCAUGUUUGUCUCUGAGCGGGAGAAACUGGAACAGUGCUACGAGAUUCCUGGGAGCGCAGAGUCCAGUAUCACCAGCCAGGGAAAUGUUUAUGCCGCCCCCCCUGUGGUUUGCACGGACUCCAGUUACGAUAUCCCCGUCUCGUCCAUGGAGGAGGCACAGAAGCAUUUGAAUGGGGGUUACAGCACCCUGCCAAACCCGCGCAAGUCUGAAUGGAUCUACGACAUUCCUGUCUCCCCGGAGAAACAGAGCUGGAAGGGCUUGGGUCAAGGCUCCUACGAGACAAUGCCUGCCAAGGGGGGCAUGUCUGGGAGGCAGCAAACCCCCAGCACGGCACAGACAUUACUCUACGACAUCCCCACACCCAGCACAGACCCCAGGAUGAGGAGCACACACCAGGACAGCGGAACUUCUUCUAAUGUGGACUCUAGAACUCCCAGGACAAACCUGUACGACACCCCCCCUGCAGGGAAACGGCACAGCACCCCACAGCCGUGUCCCUACGAUGUACCUCCCUCUGCCCUGGAGCAAGUAUCCCACAGACGGGCCAGCAACCCUGCAGUCGUCUCCGCUAGCAUCGCCCCUUCCUCCUUCCCUGUCCUGCACAGGGGGGCUCCCUGCCGUAUGUACGACCUGCCGCGGGGCUCCCUGGGGAGAGAGGACAGCCUGGCAGGGGGUCCAGGGCGAUGCCCCAUCUACGACAUCCCUCCUCCCAGAGACUGCCUCCUGGAGAGCAGGGAGGAGGAGAUGGAGGAGGGCACAGACAGCCAGCACAGCAGCACAGCCUCCAGCUCUUCCAGCGGCUCCUCCUGCGACCCCCUGCCUCCACCGCCACUCUCAGCCCCGAAGCCCCACAGAGAGGUGACCCUCAGCCAGGAGGAGGCUGUCCGGAGGCUGUCUCUGCUGCAGGAGGGGGUGUGCCAGGCUGUGUCCCGGCUCAUGGUGUUCGUCAGCAGCCGAUGGCGGGCCCGAGAGCAUCUGACCUGUCACCUGGAAGAGGUCCACUCCUCAGUGGAGGCCAUCGCCGGCUCGCUCGCCUCUUUCCUGGAUUUCGCUGGGGAUGUGAGGGGAAACGCAAGCCGCCUGCGAGACUGCAACCUCCAGGCACGGCUCCAAAAGCAGCUGGCCAUCGUGGAGGACUCGGGGGUGAUCCUGCGGGAGGCAGGGGCGGCGCUGGCCCAGGCCGGGUGGAAGCUGGACUCCCUGGCUCAGGACCCCAGCCAGGCCCCACCGCCGGACAGCCUGGACCGCUUCGUGAUGGUGGCCCGCACCGUGCCCGAGGACGUCAAGCGCCUGGUGUCCAUCCUCAACGCCAACAGCAAGCUGCUCUUCAGGCCGACGUCCCCCGCCCAGGUCUGCACAAAGGGGGAGGAGUCUCGAGCAGGGAAGAAGAAUGGUUCCCAGGGCAACAGCCCCUCGGAGGACAGUGACUACGUCCAGCUACAGAGGAAGGAGGAGUUUGAGAAGCAGCAGAAGAGUCCCGGUGACAGCAAGGCGCUGAGGAGAGGCACAAACACCUCUGAACAACAGGCUAAGGAGAAAGCUGCAUCCUCAGCCGUAAAGGGAGAGGACCGGAGAGUGAAUCUCAAGCAGCACUGCAAGCUGUACUUCGGGGCGCUGCAGAAAGCCAUCGCGGUCUUCAUCACCAGCCUCAUGGAGGGCCAGCCCCCAGAAAAGUUCAUCCCCCACAGCAAGCUGGUGAUCAUGGUGGGACAGAAGCUGGUGGACACCCUGUGCAAAGAGGCGCACAGCCGCGGGGAGAGCCUGGACCUGCUCUGCAAGAGCAACCUGCUGUGCGCCCUCCUCAAGCAGCUCGCUGUCACAACCAAGAAGGCAGCCGUGCACUUCCCUGACACCGAGGCGCUGCUGGAGGCACAGGACUUCGCCAAGGAGCUGGCAAGGAGAGCACAGCACUUUCGGACGCUGAUCGACCUCUGAAAUACACACAGGGAGGGGUGGGGGCGGACGGCCGUUUCAAAGACUUUUGCUCCAGGACAAUUGCAGAGGGUUAUAAUAAGGAUUUGAACUGUAGGCAUGAUGCACGUCAUUAUUUUGUGUGAACGGCAUGAAGCAAUAUCCUGUAUAUGAAUUGAUGUCCAUACUGAUUUUGUAGAACCCUUUUGCACUGAAGCAAAAUGCUUUGAAAACGACCUGACAUUUUGUACAUGUAAAGUUGUAUAAACCGGGUGAGAUGCAUCCUCCAGUCAUCAGAUUACAGUCACCCUUUACACAUUUGCUUUGACAGGUUGCACACUUCCUCAGUGCAUCAUCCCACUGUUCAUAUUCCAGGUGUCCAGAUAGGUGCUUGGUGAAUUCAACUGAACCCAAUGUGUGUCUCUUCCACAGUCUCUCUGGUCAACUUGUUUGCUUUUGUACAGAAAAUCAGAUCCCUUUUUUUUUUUUUU
Messenger RNA from Acipenser ruthenus (sterlet), 3386 nucleotides. Its product is annotated as cas scaffolding protein family member 4-like. The coding region runs from base 364 to 2919 and encodes 851 amino acids. The record is from RefSeq and is a predicted model, not a curated record. The transcript has 7 exons. Lineage: Eukaryota; Metazoa; Chordata; Actinopteri; Acipenseriformes; Acipenseridae. Gene Ontology annotation, cellular component: cytoplasm; plasma membrane. Gene Ontology annotation, molecular function: protein binding. Gene Ontology annotation, biological process: cell migration; cell surface receptor protein tyrosine kinase signaling pathway.